Molecule: messenger RNA, 792 nt
Organism: Clunio marinus
Lineage: Eukaryota; Metazoa; Arthropoda; Insecta; Diptera; Chironomidae
Source: the annotation of a GenBank genome assembly
AUGAUUUGUGAACUUUCAGAUAAUGUUGGAAAAGUUUAUGCUGUUCCCUUCUGGUCGCAACAUUCGAUAACAUGCUUCCAUGCACUAAUAUUUUUUAAAAAUUCAGUAAACUAUUUAGUUUCUCCAAACUCGGAGGGUUAUCAAAAUUUCUUAAUGACGAUAUACCCGUUACUACUGCUCUGGUUUAUUCUUCUUAUAAUGUUUGGAUUAAGCAUUUGGAUGAAAAAUCAAGCGGAAGAAAUUGUGAAAAUUGGACUUCAGAUCCAAUACAAAGUGAAAAGCUCACCAAAAAUCAUCAAAUUCGCUCAACUGCUUUCCUUACAACUUCAUCAUCGUCCACCUCUAAUUUCUUAUGGAGUUUUUGUUGUUGAUUGGAAAUUUCUAUUCGCGACAUUUUGUCUUAUUCUUGGUGAUAUUCUGAGUUUUCUUCAUUUAAGUAUCAACCAUGAAGCUUUCAAGAUUCAUGGCUUCAUCUGUUUCACAAUUGAAUAUACGCAAGAUAAAAGAUUAAAAUUUAAAAAGUCAUGGUGGGAGUUUGUUUGGUUCGUUUUAAGUUCUAUCCCAACUUUAGUAGUUUUGAGUUCAGUGAAAGUGUUAAAUGAAGAAGUUGAACAAAAAAGCGAAAUAUUGAUUCAUGGCUUCAUCUGUUUCACAAUUGAAUAUACGCAAGAUAAGAGAUUAAAAUUUAAGAAGUCGUGGUGGGAAUUGGUUUGGUUCGUUUUAAGUUCCAUCCCAAAUAUUCAAAAGGAACGCGCAUUGAAAGAAUCAUUGCAUCGAAAAUUGAAAGAAUGA